Molecule: messenger RNA, 1365 nt
Organism: Aegilops tauschii subsp. strangulata
Lineage: Eukaryota; Viridiplantae; Streptophyta; Magnoliopsida; Poales; Poaceae
Product: zinc transporter 1
Biological process (GO): zinc ion transmembrane transport
Cellular component (GO): membrane
Molecular function (GO): zinc ion transmembrane transporter activity
Source: RefSeq, a predicted model, not a curated record
ACAUACGUAUGUACGUACUGACCAAAUAUACCUAAGAAACUCCUCUGCAUAUAUACGUACGCGCUGGCCUAGAAUUAGAAACCAACAUCAUCAAUUCACCAUGGCGAAGAUGGCAAGGUCGACGAGGAGGACGUCUAAUCUCAUUUGCACCCUGCUCCUGCUCUCGCUGCUGCUGCUUACCUGCUUAUUCCAGCAGGCCAGCGGCCAUGGCGGCGUCGACCACGGUGACGGCGAUGAGGACGAAGAUGCCCACCACGGCGACGCUGGCGUUGGCGGCGGCGGGCUCCGGUCCAGGGGCCUCAUCGCCGUGAAGGUGUGGUGCCUGGUGAUCCUGCUGGUGUUCACCUUCCUGGGUGGCGUGUCCCCCUACUUCUACCGCUGGAACGAGGCCUUCCUCCUCCUCGGCACCCAGUUCGCCGCCGGCAUCUUCCUCGGCACCGCGCUCAUGCACUUCCUCGCCGGCUCCACCUCCACUUUCAACGCGCUCACCCACAGCCCCUACCCCUUCUCCUUCAUGCUCGCCUGCGCCGGCUUCCUCCUCACCAUGCUCAGCGACGUUGCCAUCGUCGCAGUCGCCAACAGGCAGAGGGUCAACCAGGCGGCGCCCAUCCAGAAAGAGGCCGAGGAGGAGGGCGAGUCGGCGUCGGCAGCGGCGCACGCGCACCCGAUGCUCAUGACAGCGACGUCGUCAUUCGAGGAUGCGAUCCUCCUCAUCGUCGCGCUCUGCUUCCACUCCAUCUUCGAGGGGAUCGCCAUAGGCGUUUCAGCGACGAAGGGUGAGGCAUGGAGGAACCUAUGGACGAUCGGGCUCCACAAGAUCUUUGCGGCGGUGGCCAUGGGCAUUGCACUCCUGCGAAUGAUCCCCAAGCGUCCGUUCCUCAUGACGGUGCUCUACUCGCUGGCCUUCGCCGUGUCAAGCCCGGUUGGGGUGGGCAUUGGUAUCGCCAUCGACGCCACGGCGGAGGGCCCGGCCGCGGACUGGACAUAUGCCAUCUCCAUGGGGAUCGCCACGGGGGUCUUCGUCUACGUCGCCAUCAACCACCUCAUGGCCAAGGGGUACCGCCCGCAGCAGCCAAACUACUUCGACAAGCCCAUCUUCAAGUUCCUCGGCGUGCUUACCGGCAUAGCCGUCAUGUCUGUCGUCAUGAUAUGGGACUGAUUUAUCCAUCCGUUAAAUCAAGAGGGUGCUUUGAUUUGAUUAUUCACAUGCACAGUGUGCUUAAUUUCAUUUGGGUUUUGUGUGGGGCAGUGUGCACAUAUGUACUUAUCUGGUUUACUUACAUUUGAACAUGUUUGGAUUGUUUGUGUGAAUGUGUGAUCAUUUGGAAAAUGAGGAGAUGAAUAAUUAGUUACAACAUUUUUUAA